GCUCAUCUUCACCCGCAUCGAGUUGAGCUGAGCUGAGCUGAGCUGAGCUGAGUUGAGUUGAGUAGACAUGAGCUAACCAAUUCGAUGAAAUCUCAACCACCAAACAGGUUGACAAGGUCAUCAUCUCGCAGCUCGGGUUCCUUGCCCAGCGGCGACUGGCCCGCGGUGUGCGACUAAACCAUGUAGAAGCCACUGUAAGACCAUCGAAUUAUUCAUCAAUCCGUCGACGGAGGACAUAGAUAAAACGGUGUAUGGAAAGGAGAUGAAAUAAUCAGAGACUGACGCGGUGAACGCACACCAAGGCCCUCAUCGCCUCCAACCUCCAGGAGCUGAUCCGCGAUGGCAACCACACAGUCGCCGACCUCAUGUCGCUCGGCAGCACCAUGCUGGGCCGCCGCCACGUGCUGCCCGAGGUCUGCUCGACGCUGCACGAGAUCCAGGUCGAGGGCACAUUUCCCGCGGGCACCUUUCUGGUGACGGUCCAGAACCCCAUCGCGACGGACGACGGCGACCUCGCGCGCGCCCUGUACGGCAGCUUCAUCCCCGUGCCCGAGAACGCGGACGAGCUGUUCCCCAAGUACCCGGACGAGGCCUACGCCCCCGAGAAGCAGCCCGGCGCCGUCGUGUGCGUCAAGAACGAGGUCAUCAAGCUCAACGAGGGCAGGAAGCGCAUCCGGCUCCGCGUAACGAGCAAGGGCGACCGCCCCAUCCAGGUCGGCAGCCACUACCACUUCAUCGAGGUCAACCCCAGCCUCGAGUUCGACCGGCUCAAGGCCUACGGGUACAGGCUGGAUCUGCCGGCCGGCAGCUCGAUCCGCUUCGAGCCGGGAGACACCAAGACGGUGACGCUGGUUGAGAUUGGCGGGCUGAGGACCAUCAAGGGCGGCAACGCGAUCGCGUCCGGCAAGGUGGAUUUCGGGAGGCUCAAGGACAUCCAGGACCGGCUGCAGGAGGCCGGAUUUGCCCACGUGCCCGACCCGACAGCGGACGCGGCUCUGGUGUCGGAGGGAGCGGGGAGUGUCGUCCACACGAUCGAGGGCGCCACUGUCGAUCGGAAGACGUAUGCGACCAUGUUUGGUCCGACGACGGGCGACUUGGUGAGGCUGGGCAGGACGGAUCUGUGGAUCAAGGUCGAGAAGGAUUACACCGUCUACGGCGACGAGUGCAAGUUUGGCGGCGGCAAGACGCUGCGCGACGGCAUGGGCUCCGCAUCCGGCCGAACCAGUGCUGAGUCGCUCGACCUGGUCGUGACCAACGCGCUCAUCGUCGACUGGACAGGCAUCUUCAAGGCGGAUAUCGGCAUCAAGGACGGCUACAUCGUAGGCAUCGGCAAGGCUGGGAACCCGGACGUCAUGAGCGGUGUGACGCCCGGCAUGGUCGUGGGCAGCUGCACCGACGUGAUCGCCGGCGAGGGCAAGAUCGUCACCGCGGGCGGAAUCGAUACUCACAUCCACUUCAUCUGCCCGCAGCAGGUCGACGAGGCCAUCUCGUCGGGCAUCACCACCAUGGUGGGCGGUGGCACGGGGCCGAGCGCCAACACGAACGCCACGACUUGCACUCCGGGACCGUACUUUAUGCGAGAGAUUCUCCGGGCCACCGACAAGCUGCCCGUCAAUAUCGGAAUCACGGGCAAGGGCAACGACAGUGACCCUGUCGCGCUCCGCGAGAUGGUCAAGGCCGGCGCCUGCGGCCUCAAGCUGCACGAGGACUGGGGCAGCCACCCGGCCGCCAUCGACUCGUGUCUCUCGGUCUGCGACGAGCUUGAUGUGCAGUGUAUGAUCCACACCGACACGCUCAACGAAUCGGGCUUCGUCGAGCAGACCAUCGCGGCCAUCAAGGGCCGCGCCAUCCACGCCUACCAUACCGAGGGUGCCGGCGGCGGCCACGCGCCCGACAUCAUCCGCAUCGCCCAGUACCCCAACAUCCUGCCCUCUUCCACCAACCCGACCCGCCCCUACACGCGCAACACGCUCGAGGAGCACCUCGACAUGCUGAUGGUCUGCCAUCACCUGACCAAGGACAUCCCCGAGGACGUGGCCUUCGCCGAGAGCCGCAUCCGCGCCGAGACCAUCGGGGCCGAGGACGUGCUGCACGACCUGGGCGCCAUCAGCAUGAUGAGCAGCGACAGCCAGGCCAUGGGCCGCUGCGGCGAGGUCAUCCUGCGGACCUGGCACACGGCGCACAAGAACAAGGUCCAGCGCGGCCCGCUGCCCGAGGACGAGGGCACGGGCGCCGACAACUUCCGCGUCAAGCGCUACGUCAGCAAGUACACCAUCAACCCGGCCAUCGCCCAGGGCAUGUCGCACCUGGUCGGCAGCAUCGAGAAGAACAAGCUGGCCGACCUCGUCCUGUGGGACCCUGCCUGGUUCGGCACCAAGCCGGCCGUCGUCGUCAAGUCGGGCAUCAUAGCUUACGCGCAGAUGGGCGACGCCAACGCUUCGAUCCCCACGAUCCAGCCCCUGAUGAUGCGGCCCAUGUUCGCGAGCUACAUACCGCGGAUGAGCGUGGCCUUUGUGUCGCAGGCGGGCGUCGACAGCGGCCUCGUCGGCACCUACGGGCUCCAGAAGCGAGUCGUGCCCGUCCGCGGCUGCCGCACGGUCGGCAAGAAGGACCUCAAGUACAACGACGCCACCCCCGCGAUGCGCGUCGACCCGGAGUCGUACGUCGUCGAGGCCGACGGCCAGGUGUGCGAGUCGGAGCCCAUCAGCGAGCUGCCGCUGGCGCAGAGCGCGUAUGUCUACUAAAGGAAUUUUGAACAUUUGACAUUGAUGAUCAUGGGGUGAGAUGAAGGCAAAGGUGUGUGUGUGUGUGUGUGUGUGUGUGUGUGUGUGUGUGUGUGUAGUGCUUGUGUGCGUGUGUCGACAAAUAAUAAACCGUUUAAACGUACCUUACCU
Messenger RNA from Thermothelomyces thermophilus ATCC 42464, 2894 nucleotides. RefSeq lists its product as uncharacterized. Gene Ontology annotation, molecular function: nickel cation binding; urease activity. Lineage: Eukaryota; Fungi; Ascomycota; Sordariomycetes; Sordariales; Chaetomiaceae. Gene Ontology annotation, cellular component: urease complex. The transcript is spliced from 3 exons. Gene Ontology annotation, biological process: urea catabolic process. The record is from RefSeq and is a predicted model, not a curated record. The coding region runs from base 366 to 2744 and encodes 792 amino acids.